Messenger RNA from Cyclopterus lumpus (lumpfish), 2086 nucleotides. Its product is annotated as glypican-6-like. The record is from RefSeq and is a predicted model, not a curated record. The transcript has 9 exons. Lineage: Eukaryota; Metazoa; Chordata; Actinopteri; Perciformes; Cyclopteridae. Gene Ontology annotation, cellular component: synapse; cell surface; plasma membrane. Bases 71 to 1732 code for a protein of 553 amino acids. Gene Ontology annotation, biological process: regulation of signal transduction; cell migration; regulation of protein localization to membrane.
UUUUUUUUGAAAACCAGCAAGGAUACUGCAGAGCACCUUCAACAAUACGGAUCUUCACAGAAGUGAAACAAUGCUCAGACUACAGACCAUCAUUUGCACUUUUUCCGUGCUGUCUGUUGCAGCACGAGCAGAUUUCAAGGCACGGAACUGCAGCGAGGUGAGGGAGGCUUGUGUCGGGAAAGGCUUCAGCUUCGCACAUGUUCCUCUCCAGGAGAUCCCAGGUGACCAUCUUCGUGUAUGUCCUCAGGGAAGCACAUGCUGCACCCAAGAAAUGGAGGACACAUUUGGCCAACAAAGCAAACAGGACUUUGAGAAUCUAAUUGAUGAAAUUAGUCAUGAAUUGAGAAGCACCUUUGUUGCCAGGCACAAACGAUUUGAUGAAUUCUUCCUGGAGCUACUGGAGAACACAGAGAGGUCCCUGAAUGAGAUGUUCGUGAGGACUUACGGCAAGCCUUACAUGCAGAACUCCGAGGUCUUUGAGAACCUGUUUGCAGAGCUGAAGCGCUACUACACAGGAGGAAAUGUUAACCUGGAGGAAAUGCUUAAUGACUUUUGGUCGCGGCUACUGGAGCGUAUGUUCACGCUGCUCAACUCCCAGUACGUCAUCACUGAGGACUAUCUGGAGUGUAUCAGUAAGUACACUGACCAGCUCAAGCCCUUUGGAGACGUUCCCAGGAAGCUCAAGGCUCAGGUUACCCGGGCAUUCAUCGCUGCACGCACAUUUGUCCAAGGGCUCUCUGUUGGCCGGGAGGUGGCCCAGAGAGUGUCUAAGGUCAGCAGCACUCCAGCGUGUAUUCGGGCACUGACCAAGAUGCUGUACUGCCCCUUCUGUCAGGGCACGCCGGCGAUGAAACCCUGUAAGAACUACUGCCUGAACGUCGUGAAGGGCUGCCUGGCCAAUCAAGCUGAUCUGGAUCCAGAGUGGAACCUGUAUAUUGAGGCUUUGCUGCUGGUUGCACAGAGGCUGGAGGGACCCUUCAACAUUGAAUCUGUCAUGGAGCCUAUUGAUGUCAAGAUUUCCGAGGCCAUCAUGAAUAUGCAAGAUAACAGUGCCCAGGUCUCCUACAUGGUCUUUCAAGGCUGCGGACAGCCAAAACCCGCAGGAAUGACGAGGUCGGCUCGUGGCGUUCCGGAUGUGUUCAACGCUCGCUUCAGGCCGUACAACUCUGAGGAGCGGCCUACCGCUGCAGCUCGUACAAGCCUGGACAGACUGGUGGUUGACAUAAAAGAGAAACUGAAGCUGUCAAAGAAAUUUUGGUCCAACCUGCCCGAGGCGAUGUGUGUGGAGGACAGAGUGACCGCUGGAAAUGCCAGUGAUGAGGAGUGCUGGAAUGGACACACCAAGGGCAGGUACUUCCCUGAAGUUCAAAAGGAUGGACUGACCCACCAGGUGAAUAAUCCUGAGGUGGUCGUGGACAUCACCCGCCCAGACACACUCAUCCGCCAGCAGAUCAUGGCUCUGAGGGUGAUGACCAACAAGUUGAAAAACGCCUACAACGGCAAUGACAUCUACUUUCAAGACUCAAGUGAUGAAGGUAGCGGCUCAGGCAGUGGCAGCGGCUGCACAGAGGUCUGCCCUACAGACGUGGACGUUGCUGCCACCGAAGGCCCGGUGGUGGAAGCCGACCGGAGCGGGCCUGUGGACGACUCUGCCCCGCUCUCUGCACCCUCUCUAGCUCUGGCAACCAUGUUGGCCCUCUCAGCCCUGGCACUCCACCGACAAUGGAGAUAAUGGUGGAGGAACCGGUUACACAUGGACAUGCUGAGUUUUUUGUUGUUGUUGUUGUUGUUGUUUUUUUGCAGUUUUUUUUUUUUUUAUUCAGGCAGAUUGGAGCUACACUCAAGCAGACAGUAUUCAGGCUGCCAGUCUGGAGGCUACAGGACUGAAAAAGAGCAGUCAUACUUCGUGAUCUCCCACUUUCCCAAAGAUCGUGCAGUGCCAUCCUUGGGCCUGACAUUUUAUGGCAUCACUUCACCACCUGAUGCCAACCCAACAAACUCUGCUUCAGAGAUUUAUUGCACAUAUGGCAGGUAUUAAUGUAGGUCUCCAUGUGGAAAAAUAUAACACGCACUUUGAUUGUUUUGA